This is a messenger RNA of Verticillium nonalfalfae, 771 nucleotides long. RefSeq lists its product as uncharacterized. NCBI's taxonomy places the organism in Eukaryota, Fungi, Ascomycota, Sordariomycetes, Glomerellales, Plectosphaerellaceae. Gene Ontology annotation, cellular component: cytoplasm; nucleus. The record is from RefSeq and is a predicted model, not a curated record. The transcript is spliced from 3 exons. The coding region runs from base 1 to 771 and encodes 256 amino acids. Gene Ontology annotation, molecular function: RNA binding; RNA endonuclease activity; sequence-specific DNA binding.
AUGUCUAAGAGAGAUCGUGACGGCAACAUGCGGCCCAAGGACGGUGGCAAGCCGGGCCCCGCCAUCGCCGAGUCACGCUUCACGCCCAUGUUCAUGGAGUUUCGCAAUGAGCUUGAUGAGCACCAUGAUCGCAAGGAGCGCAUCGUCAAGGCGUCCCGGGAUGUCACUGCCCUGAGCAAGAAGAUAAUUUUCGCUUGCCAGAGGGUGAACAAUCUAGGCGAUUUGCCCAAACGUACUCAGGACGAGAUCGAUACCCGCAUGUCCGAGAUCAAGGACCUUCUUACACCCCUAGAGCCACACCUGACCCCUCUCAACCGCCACCGCUACGCCUCCACCCUCCGCGGCCUCGAGGAGCUCGUCGAGGCUCUCUCCUUUGCGCAUUAUCUACAACACCAAACCCUCAUCACCAUGGAGGAGGCUGGCGCUGCUGUGCCGGCUGCUAUUGAGCUGACCGAGGACGACUAUCUCUACGGCAUCUUCGACCUCUUUGGCGAGAUGAUGCGGUUCGCGACCGUGACUACGGCACAGAAAGGACGGUUGGCGGGCCAGGACGAAGGCAAGCGAGAUAUCCUGAUGGACUUUCACGAAUUGAGCUCGGCGUUUGAGAUACUACCUGAGAUUCACGACCGGACGUACAAAAACAAGAUGGAGGCCAUGAGACAGUCGGUGCACAAGGUGGAGAAGCUGGGGUACGGAAUUGCGAUACGUGGGUCUGAGAGGCCGAAGGGGUGGGUGCCAGACAUGAAGGAUGAUGCCGUGAUCGCUGAUUAG